AUACUGUGUGGUGGGGAUGGUGCGGUGGUUAGUGGGGGGAACAGCUCCCCCCACUCCCUCGUGACUCGCGCCGAAUGCGAUACAGUAAGUUUCGGGAAUGUUUCACCCGUCUCUCGCGCCCUGCGGUUCGCUCGGGCAACAUCAUGUGAGUUGCGCUGUCGUGUCAAGUCCUCGAUUUUUUUUUUGUUUUACUGUGCGUCGUCGCGGGAACUGCGCAGAUCGAGCGGAGAGACGGCUGCGUCACGUGCGGUCUACCCUGUGCGAAGCUAUCAGCUCCGCGCCCCCUCUCAACUGUUCUCAUCGGCGGCCUGCACGAGCAAGUUGUUUGUGUUUCGGCUCGUGUUAGGGGAAUAUGGUUUUGUGUGCAGUCUCGAAGGGGAACACGUGCCUUGAAGCGGAUUCAUCCACGACCUGUUUUUCGCAAACCAGUUCUUUGCAAUUUUUUUAUUCCUCCCCUGCGCCUUGGCGAAAUCUGCACGGGGCGAAGUCUUGACUUGUUUGGCGAUAGACGUGACACGCGCCUGUGCACAAUAGCUCAAGUGUCGCGUGCGCGGCAGACUCCGGUUUUUUUUUUCGCAAGGUCGCGGCGGAUUUCGCACAACCAGUUUUAUCGCCACCUUGCGAAAUACAUUUAUCUCGAGAGCUUGUCAGGUCCGAUCACAAGAGUCUGGUUUGAAGAUCUUGCUCGGCGAAGGUGCCUGUGUCGUGAUCCACCCUGCCGGUGUUGAUCGGGGACCUGGACUCCGCGGCGCGGCGGUGACGUAGCGCGCUCGUCGCGGCGGAAGGAUACACUUGGCGCGGCCGCCGCUGACGUCAUUGUCUUUAUGCCCGCUGCAGGCGCAGGGAGUGCCGGCCGGUGAGGAUUUUCUGCCGGAAACAGCUCUUUGUAACACUAGUGCGCGUGACGAGAGUCGCCGAGGUGGUGUUGAUGGAGUUUGUGGGCGAGGAGUACCUGGCCAAAAUGACAGUGCCGCCCAAAAUGGAUAUGAACGAGGAUAAAGCAGAUGAGCCGAGUUCUGCUGGGAAGGUUGUGCUGAGUAAUAUCCCUCCACAUGUACGAAUCGAAGAAUUGGAGCCUCUGCUGACAUCUAUUGGGCCAUUUCAAAACUAUGAAAAACUCAAUUCACGUGAUGGUUCUACCCAGACUUUCCAGAUCAGCUACGAAACUCAAGAACAUGCUCAACAUGCUGCAAACCAGUUGAAUGGUUUGGAGUUUGAAGGGAGCUCGCUGAAAGCUGAAGUUUCGAUGGAGCGUAGAGGUAGAGGGAGAGGCUCCAGGGGGCCGGGCGGCCAGUUCUCGGGACUCCCGGGAUCCGGUCGACAGACAGACUUUCCUCUGAGAAUCCUGGUGCAGAGCGACAUGGUUGGAGCAAUUAUUGGGCGCCAGGGGACUACAAUCCGUCAGAUAACACAGCAGACACGAGCAAGAGUGGACGUACAUAGAAAGGACAAUGUGGGCUCACUGGAGAAGGCUAUCACAAUCUACGGCAACCCAGACAACUGCACCAAUGCAUGCAAGCGGAUUCUGGAGGUCAUGCAGCAGGAAGCAAACAGCACAAAUAAAGGGGAAAUAUCAUUAAAGAUUCUAGCUCAUAACAACCUGAUUGGUCGAAUCAUUGGAAAAGGCGGCAACACAAUCAAAAGAAUCAUGCAAGAUACAGAUACCAAAAUAACAGUUUCCAGCAUCAAUGACAUCAAUAGUUUCAAUUUGGAGAGGAUAAUCACAGUGAAGGGCACAAUUGAAAACAUGUCGAAAGCAGAAGCUCUCAUCAGUGCCAAACUACGCCAGAGUUACGAGAAUGACCUUCAAGCAAUGGCACCCCAGAGCAUGAUGUUUCCUGGCCUGCACCCUAUGGCUAUGAUGGCCACAUCCAACCUUGGCUACACAUCUCGCAGCUCUGGUUUCCCAGGAGGUUUGUAUGGAGCUGGGCCAGCACCAUAUCCUUCCAUGUACCCAGCAGCACUGCCCUCGCAACCUGGGGGGCAACUAGGAGGUGACAUACAGGUCGAUGAAACAACAUUUUUAUACAUCCCCAACAAUGCAGUAGGAGCCAUCAUUGGGACCAAGGGAACACACAUUCGGAACAUUAUUCGUUUCUCUGGUGCUUCUGUAAAAAUAGCUCCUUUAGAGCAAGACAAACCACAAGAACAGCAGACGGAAAGAAAAGUCACAAUUGUAGGUUCUCCAGAAGCACAAUGGAAGGCACAGUACCUGAUAUUUGAGAAAAUGAGAGAAGAAGGCUUUGUUGCCGGUACUGACGACGUAAGAUUGACAGUUGAAAUCUUGGUGCCUUCAAAUCAAGUAGGAAGAAUAAUUGGGAAGGGUGGUCAGAAUGUACGUGAGCUCCAGCGAGUAACAGGAUCAAUUAUCAAACUGCCAGAACAAGGCAGUGCCCCCCCUCAAGAGGAAGAGACGACCGUUCACAUCAUAGGACCCUUCUUUUCCGUUCAAUCUGCCCAGCGGCGAAUCAGAGCGAUGGUUCUGCAAGCGCAGCCGUUGGCUGCAGGAGGCAGGGCUGUUCGUACCGGUUCUCGCCGGGAGCCGAUCCAACAAUAGACAAGCCCAGUCGGUUGACACAACGUAUAUACCUCAAACUAUAUUAAAAUGCAAUCCACAUUAUACCAAAGAUGUGAUGAGAACUGGAGGAAAAAACACCACCAGAGUUCCUCUAUUCGUGUGACUCGGUUCCUCCAUGUUGUGCGCCUUCUCUACAAACAGCAGUAGUGUGUGUUCUGGAGGAACGGUGUCUGUGAAGUUUGACGGGGUUGAGGUUCAAAGAAAGAGAAUCGUUGUGAAGUUACUUUCGGGGAUAGUGAAAAGCAGCAUUGCUUGUCCCAUUUUAUUACUAUUGAUCAGUGGGUUUGUAAUCAUAAACUGUUUUUUAUUAAUACGAAGAAAAGCAAAUGAGGCAGUGGUUCACACGCAGCAAGACAAGUUUUGUUUUUAUUGCGAGGACAAUUUGGGAGUGAAAUGGGAGACGGUUGCGUGUGACAAACAUAAGCCUUGUUAUUCCUUCCCUGUUUAUUCCACGAUGGCAUUAAUUACCUCUUCCCAAUUAUUAUGGGGAGAGGUUAAUGUUUAUAUUUUUCCAGAAAUCGAAUAUCUGGAAAUUAUGUUUUGUCGUUUUACUGUAUGUAAAAAGUAAAAGGUCCACCAAACUUAAUUCAGUCAAAGUAUAUGGAAAUUGAGGGAAAACAUGUCGGUGUGUUUUUAAUGUGAUACGAAUUUAAGAUGUUUUAAUAAAAGCCUCGUUUUUUGAGGUUCUGUGGAGGUGAGAGAUUAUGUAAAUGAAUGCAAUUCAGGGUGUCUGGAUGUACCAUCUUGUCCGAGAUCCUGAUGUUUAGUUAGUACAAAGGUUACAUUAAAUAUGUAAAAGGGUACCACUCAUUGUGUGGUUCUCAUUUUGCAUUUUAUAAGCAAAGUUAUUGAAACAAAAGUUUAUUUUUGAUACAUUGUUGGGGGGAAAAAUCUUUUUGUUAGAUUUUAAUAUAAAAAAUUAAAACUUUUCACGUAGCUUUUUUUGGGCUAUGUGGUAAAAAUGGAGAAGAAAACGUUAGGUGAGUGAGUGUGGACAAUAGCUGCACAUUCCCUGGUCAGGGUCAGCCAAGUGUUUCUUUACCAACAGCCAACAAAUCGACACCAUCUCAACCCACGUGCACGCAUUACCCGCAAAGCCUCAGCGUUUUUCAAUUCAUUCGAAACUGCUUCGUAAUGUCUUUCUAAAUUAUCAAAAAUUUAUAUUACAUAAAUUUUUCUCAACUAUCAUACUUUUGGGAGAUAAUUUUUAGGCCGAAAAACUUUACAAAUUGUUAUAAACCUUCACAGACAUUUAACUAACUUUUUGGGGGUGCAGAAUUUUAUGUUCAUAGAAGCAAAUUUUCUAGAAUAUUUAGAUAGCACAAAUCACCUAAAAAUUGUAUUUGUGCAUUAUUUGGUAAAUUUUAUGGUAGUUUGGCUUCAAAAAUUAAGCUAAAAUACCCAUUUAUAAAAUGACAAAUACCAUCACCACCAAGCCCUCAUUUGUUAAUACAAAUAGCAUAAAUACAUGAAGUGGAUGCUAUUGUAUUGUUAAAAAGAUAAUUUAACCAAUCUUUACCUUACCGACUGACACUGUAAACUAGGUGGAUACUGACGUUACUACAGUAAACAUGAUGCAGGGAGACCUAAUCUACCAAGUCACUACAAGGCUUUAGAAUAAUAUUGGUCUUUUUCAUGUGAACAUAAUUAUACAUUAUCUUGAGAAAAAAAAACAAGCACACUUGCAAACUAAAAAAACCUGUAAAAAAAGUAAGCUGAAACUUAGAAGACUGGGAAUUAAGUUUUUCCAUUCAAUGAAAAAUAUAUAUGAUGUUGUUUCCCAAUAUCAGUCUUAUAUGAGUUUAUAAAUAUUUUGAGUAAUGCUCAAAUAGUUUCAAGCUAAAGGAUGCGCUGAUGAUGUAAUUGUUAAGUAAAAGGUAAUAGGACAUGAAACAUACAGAAAUAAGUUUUAAGAAGGAAAAAAUUUCUUUUUCAGUAGUAGUUAAGAAAAUUCCAACUUAUUCCUGUAGUAAUUGCUCUGAACUGAAAGGAAAUGCCAAUGUUAAUGUCAAAAUCAGUUCCUUAAAAUAGUUCAGUUCUGUCAUAUAACAGUUUGUUUGUUCUUUUACAUAGUAGUUUGCCUUAAGUGGUUUGUUAUCUUGUAAGAUAUCUUAAUAGAAAGCACUCUGCUUCUUGUGUUAAAUAUUUGGGGUACACAUGCAAGUAUUGAUAACUGAGCUCAGUGCUUGAACAAACUCAUAUACUAAGUGUAAUAUAUAUAUAUAAUUGUAUAGAAUGCAUAUUUUAUGAAUGUUAUUGUUAUACAGAAGACAAUAUUUCUCUGUUGAUUUACCGAACUCAGGUUUUGCUUUAAAUACCAGUUACCUCACAAGUCUCUACUUGAGGCUUGCAACAACUUCCCACUUGUGUAAGCACUGAGCCAGGUGUAUUUUGCAUCAUGUAUUCCUACCUAGGUUGUAUGUUGCAGUUGGGAAAUGGUUUUAUAAGAGUACAAAAUUAGUUUCACAAAGAAAGUUGUUACUUCCAUGUUGUAAAAAAAAGAAGCAGGGUGUUUUGGAUGUGUUCAAAAUAUAACGGGCAUAUUGUUAACUGCAGAUUGUGGUAUUGAUUUUACAGAGAACUCAUUGUUACAGGUUUCUCUUCUAGAAGUACAGUAGUAAUUUGAGUUUUUGUCACAAAGGUGGGAUUGCCAUCAUUUGUGUACUUUUUUUGGUUCGGGUGUGGGAUAGUCUUCACUGAUUGCCUUUUCCCAGUGGAAUGGUUUUGCUGCCUGUGAAGCAAAACAAUCUAUAUUUCAUUGUGUGCCCAACUGAGCACAAAAACACAGCAAGUUUAUUCACUACCUCAGACAGUUAACAAAAGUAUAGUUUUGAGGGAAAAUAAAACAGUUGUGAACAGAGAAAACAUGUUCAUCAGGCAGGUUAUAACCAAGUUGCUUCACAUACGUGGCCGUAAAUAUUCAAGUAAAUCUUUACACAUUGUGCCUCACGUCAAAACUUCCAGCUUGGCAACUUGAAGCUACUAGUGUUGCAGUUCAAGCACAAUUUAACAUCAAAAUGUCGAUUUCGAAAUAUGCUUGAUGCAAUAACAGCCUGCCAUUUUCCAUCAAUUAUGUAUUAGUUAUUGCAUGCUGACAGAAUGUUAAAAGAAAUCGACUGGUCAUUCAGUUUUCAUUUGGCUAUUCAAUGGUCAAUUUUAAAAUAUGUAAACUGCUUUUUAAGCUUUGUAGGAAGGCUUUUCAUAAUUUAAUAAUGGUUUAGCAAAUGCAUUAUCUGGGCAGAAUAUGCCUGAAGAUUUGAUCAAAGCAUCUAGUUUAAAAUGUUUAUCAUCGAAGAACCUUCCUAUAUAUACAUUUGUAUUUUUGUUUUCAAUAUCAAAAUAUUUUUUUUGAAACUAUUGACAGUAAUUAUAAAUUCAAAGUGAUUUAUUAAGAGAAUUUAACUUUAGGGCAUUUAUUUUCUGUAAUAGUUUUGGUAACCAUUUUUCUUAAAAUAGUUUUACUGAUUUGAACUCCAUUUUAUUAAUAGAGAAGUGAAAUUGUGUUUAGCAGACAAAUUUGUGGAUAUUAGUUGAAUUCUGUCAGGCCCUAAAUUUCAUCAUUUGUAAGUGUAUUGUGGAAAUGGUUACCAUGUAUCAUUUUCCUUUAAAUUUUUAUCUGAUGUACUUUACUCAGAAGCAUCUUAGAUUAAGAUAAUAUUUUUAUGGGUUUGUAAUACAUAUUCACUACUUAUAUUUUUGGUUUUCAGUUAUUGAAUUAUGCUUUUCUUUUAAUGUUCAAUAUUCGUGUUUGGAAAUAGUUAGCAUACAAACCCAUAAGAGUAUACAGUUGUGUAGGGGGAGUUCUCCUGUUUGUUGUUGUAUAUGGUGUUUGUCACACAUACUUUGUGUUUCUGUGGAAAGGCAUUGCAAACUAGGGAGCAAGAAUGGUUGUUCUGUUAAUUACAUAUGUUGCUACAUUAUUAUCUUUAACUUUUAGGGUUUCUUAGUCAGGUUUCUGUGAGAACAAGUUAUUUCUUUAAUGGGUGUUUUUAUUUCUCUUUUCACUCAAGAGUAUACAUAUAUAUCAGUUCAUGUUAAAAUAGUUUUGCUUUUUGUAGCUUAACCUGCCACAUACAUUUUAUUUUGUAUUAUGGUUUCAAAGUAUGAAAUUGAAUUUGUACAUAAAAAUGUUGCGUGACAAGAAAUAUUUUCCAAAUUUUUUUUUUCUGUAUCAGAUAACGUUGUUUCGUAAUUUGUGGCAGGAUGAGUUAUUUAGUGUCCAUCUUCAGGUUAUUUACUGUGUACCAAAAAUAGUGUGUGUUAAUAGGGUGCUUUGAAUUCAAAAUGGGGAACAGCAAUUUUCUGUCCACUUUUUGGUUCAUUUCAAUGUGAGGAAUUUUUUUUUUCCAGUUGAUGAUGUUUAUUUCAUUUUACAAUAUUUGGUCUUGGUUAUCACUAUUUUGAUAUGUUCUGUUUGCAGAUCAUGCACCAUUAAGUGUGUUGGUAUUGGUUUGUUGAUGUUUAUGUAGUAAUAUUUUGUGGAAAUUACAAAACUCAAUUGUUAGAGUAAAGAUUUAAUUGCACGUUUUUAAUUUUCAAUUUUCAUAAUAUUCUAAAGAAAAAUCUUUUCUGUACAUUUAAAUUUUAACCCUGCCAGGUUUGUAAAGAUAAAUGUUCAGGCUUUUUUUUUACUGGCUGUAUUUAAAGUUCUUUUCCAUUACUUGAGUUCAGUUAGUUAUGUUCGGUUCACCAGUUGCUUCUUCAGUGUUGGAGUGUUUUGAGCUGGUCUCAACUAUGGCACACAACUUUAUGCCAGUGGUUGUACAGUUUCCACAACACAACUAAAGUCAUUUCUCAGCAUUUAUGUUUGUUUAUUUUUUUUGGCUCACUUGUUCAUUGUUUGCACAAAUUGUUUACACUUUUGUUAUUCAUGUCAAGUUGUUUAUUUUAUCAUGCUGAGUGUUUGGAUUCUUGUUCAAUUUUUCAGUGGCAUUUACCCUUGGGCAUUACUGACUGCUUUUUGUAGUACACUGCUUGGUCAGGAUGUUCUGUCAGCUUGUAACCAAAAAUGUCAGCAUUUCUGAUAAAUAUAUUUUUACCUGGCCAGGUUGUAGAGUAACAGCUUAGCUUACCAGGAUCUUGACUGCUGUGUAGCUUUAGUUUUUCCAGCCAAUAUAAAUUCCUCACAUGCCCCUGCAAAAAAAAGCUAUAUACCUAUAUACUCUAGCAAAACAUUUCUUACAUGGUAGUAAUUUUUUUUCAGUAUUUGGAUGCAGUGCAGGUUUAUUAUUAUACAAUCUUCAAAUUAUUUCUCUGGUCUGUGCCUUUUUUGUUUCUUUUAAAAGCAGUCCAGUCCAAAUUAGCCUCAACCACGGAGGUGCCGAAAAACAAUUUCCAUAACAAGUGGUUAGAGGCUAUGUUAAGACAAUGCUGCACGUUUGCACUUGAAUGAUUGUAUUUUGUAAUCAGUUUGAAAAAAGGAUAUAUUGUAAAAAAAGUGGUCCAUGCAAGCAUGCAUUCUCCGUUUUCUACCAUGAAAAAAUAAAUUAUUCUAGUUAU
Molecule: messenger RNA, 8077 nt
Organism: Bacillus rossius redtenbacheri
Lineage: Eukaryota; Metazoa; Arthropoda; Insecta; Phasmatodea; Bacillidae
Gene: Imp
Product: insulin-like growth factor 2 mRNA-binding protein 2
Exons: 10
Coding region: 929-2557 (542 amino acids)
Biological process (GO): nervous system development; regulation of gene expression
Cellular component (GO): cytosol; cytoplasm; nucleus
Molecular function (GO): mRNA 3'-UTR binding
Source: RefSeq, a predicted model, not a curated record